Molecule: messenger RNA, 2622 nt
Organism: Sorex fumeus (smoky shrew)
Lineage: Eukaryota; Metazoa; Chordata; Mammalia; Eulipotyphla; Soricidae
Product: zinc finger protein 418-like
Exons: 3
Coding region: 74-2281 (735 amino acids)
Biological process (GO): negative regulation of transcription by RNA polymerase II
Molecular function (GO): DNA-binding transcription repressor activity, RNA polymerase II-specific
Source: RefSeq, a predicted model, not a curated record
CAGGCCGUGGUGGAGCACGCUUUUCUUGGAUCCCUUGCUCGUUCGGAUCCCAGCCCCUCUGUUCCUUACUCUCAUGGCGGCGGCCCAGCUGAGGGCCCCGGCUCAGCUGGGCACUAUGACCUUUGAUGAUGUGGCCAUAUACUUUUCCUGGGACGAGUGGGACCUGCUUGAUGAGUCUCAGAGGCGCCUGUAUUGUGACGUCAUGCUGGAGAACUUGGCUAUUGUAACAUCUCUGGGUUGUUGCCAGAAAGUGGAGAGUGAGGAGGUUGAUUUUGACCAAAGUGUUUCUGAUCGAGGAGUCUCACCUAUCAGGACUCUUAAGGUACCUUUGUCUCCUAGGAAAACCCAUCCCUGUGAAAUGUGUGGCCUGAUACUGAGAGAUAUUUUGCACUUGGAGGAGCCCCAGGGUACAUAUCACAAGCAGCAGCUACACAGCUGUGGGACAUGUGGGGAACAGUUGUUCUUGUGCUCUAGUCUUCACCAGCAUUGGAGGCAGUGUGGUGCUGAAAGGCCUGUUAGAAGCGAUGUGGACGGGGCUGUGUUCAUGAGGAACUGCAGGUGCCAUUUAUCAGAGAAGCCGUUUUACUGUAGACUGGUUGCACAGGCCUUCUUGGCCAAUUCUGAAUUUCUCCAGGAACAGACCACUAAUAUAAGGGGAGAGUCAAAUGGUAGAAAUGAGUGUAGGGUGUCCUUUCAGAAGAAAAAGUCUUUUCACAAAUGGGAAGAGUACACAAAAGCCUUCAGUUGCAAAAAAGCAUUUGGUUACUUUCAGAGAUUCCUGAAAGAAAGUUGUUUUAUGUGCAAUGAAUGUGGAAGCUCCUUUAGCAGAAGUGCUAGCCUCAACCCGCAUCAGAGGGUCCGUACGAAAGAAAGAACUUUCUCAUCGGAGCAAUGCGAACUGUUACUUACAAAGGCCCCCCAGAGAGAUCACACUAGAGACAGACCCUAUGAGUGUGAGGAAUGUGGGAAAUCGUUUACACGAAGCUCCAACCUGAUCACUCAUCAGAGGGUGCACACUGGUGAACGGCCUUAUGAUUGUGUGGAGUGUGGAAAAUCUUUUAGUCGAAAGUCCAACCUCAUUGUCCAUCAUAGAGUUCAUACCAAAGAAAGACCAUAUGAAUGCAAUGAAUGUGGAAAAGCAUUUUGCCAGAGCUCAACUCUCCUUCAGCAUCGCAGAAUCCAUACUGGAGAAAGGCCUUAUGAGUGCAGAGAAUGUGGCAAGUCCUUUACACGAUUCUCUGCACUCCGUCAGCAUCAGAGAAUUCACACUGGAUCCAGACCUUACAAGUGUACUGAAUGUGAGAAAUCGUUCGCUGAAAACUCUAGACUCAUUAAGCACAGGCGAAUUCACACUGGAGAAAGACCUUAUAAGUGCAGUGAAUGUAGCAGAAGUUUCUGUCAGAGGUCUUCUCUUCUUCGCCAUCAGACGGUUCACACUGGAGAAAGACCUUUUAAGUGUGAAGUAUGUGGGAAAGCCUUCGGGCAGAAGCCCAAUCUCAUUCAGCAUUGGAGUGUUCACAGUACAGAAAGACCUUUCAAGUGUGAGGAGUGUGGGAAAUCUUUCAGGCGGAAAUCUGAACUUAUUGAACACAGGAAAGUGCACACUGGAGAGAAACCAUAUUCAUGCAGAGAAUGUGGAAAAUCAUUUAGCCAGAAGUCCAAUCUCAAUAUACACCAGAUAGUUCACACUAGGGAAAGACCAUAUGAAUGCAACGAAUGUGGUAAGUCAUUCAGCCAGAACUCUACACUUGUCAAACAUCGGAGAAUUCAUACUGGGGAAAGGCCAUAUGAAUGCAGUGAAUGUGGGAAGACUUUUAACCAAAGUUCUGCUCUCCGUCAGCACCAGAGACUUCACACUGGAUCCAGACCUUACAAAUGUACUGAGUGUGGGAAAUCAUUUGCUGAAAACUCCAGACUUAUCAAACAUAGGCGUGUCCACACGGGAGAAAAGCCUUAUGAGUGCAGUGAAUGUGGGAAGUCCUUUGCUGACAACUCUAACUUUAUUCUCCAUCGGCGUGUCCAUACUGGAGAGAGGCCUUACGAAUGCAAGGAAUGUGGGAAAGCAUUUAGCCAAAGUUCAGCCCUACUUCAACAUCAGAGAGUUCACAGUGGAGAAAGGCCUUACAAGUGUAGUAAGUGUGGGAAAUCCUUUGCUAAGAACUCCAGUCUCAUUAAACACAGGAGUGUCCACACAGUAGAAAGCGCCUAUGGUGUCUCAAGUGUGGGAAAACUUCUACCUACAACCCCAGCCCCUAUAGUGUUCACAGAGAAAUCAUUGUGAUAAAUAUGGAAAAUCAUUUAGUCAAAACUCUUUCCUCAUUACACACUUGAUAAUUCAUCAUCAGGAAAGGCCUUAGAAUUGCAGUAAAUUUGAGAAAGGCUUCACUCUUACUGGAUAUCCUAAAGUUCACUUCAGAAAAACUGCAGUGAAUGGUAACUGUGUGUUUAAUACAACAGUACUUGUGUUGAUGCCAUCCUUCAGUAUUGAACUUCAUGCCCCCAUUAACAUUAAAUCCCAUGUGUUUGAGAUUGCUCUAUUGUACUGCCGUGUAGCAGGGCCCUUACCAGGUUGAAUAAUUGUCUGAUCUGUAGCAAAAGCCAUUUCACCUCUGCCACUUGGAA